ACGGUGAGUUGUUGUAUGGCCGAAACAAGCUGAAGCAUGGCAGGUACCGGCAGAGCUGUGGUAUUCGUUACCGGGAACGCGAAAAAAUUGGAAGAGGUAGUUCAGAUCCUUGGUGACAAAUUUCCCUACAAACUGAUUUCUAAGAAGAUUGACUUGCCUGAAUAUCAGGGGGAACCAGAUGAUAUUUGUAUACAGAAGUGUCAAGAAGCUGCAAGGCAGGUGAAUGGGCCAGUGCUGGUAGAGGACACCUGUCUGUGCUUCAGAGCACUCGGAGGACUACCUGGACCUUACAUAAAAUGGUUCUUGGAUAAACUGAAGCCAGAGGGAUUGUAUAAAUUGCUAGCAGGUUUUGAGGAUAAAUCAGCGUGGGCUCUGUGUACAUUUGCUUUCUGUACUGGAAAAGAUGAGCCAGUUCAGCUGUUCAGAGGAAAAACCGAGGGCCGUAUUGUAGAGCCCAGGGGCCCAAGAGAUUUUGGCUGGGAUCCUUGUUUUCAGCCUGAUGGCUUUGAAAAAACUUAUGCUGAGCUCCCUAAAGAAGUGAAGAACAGCAUCUCCCAUCGGUACCGUGCCCUGGCAGCCUUGUCGGAACACUUCUCCCAGCUUAACGACGCACCGGAGACCAAGCGCACAAAACACCAAGACUGAGUACUGUUCUCUUUCCAAGCAGAUUCAGCCAAUCGGAGCUUAGUUUGGCUCAUCAGGCUCUGGCACAAAUCGAAGCACUAAUGUGCUGCUCAUAAACGGUUUGAAAUGUAAUCCAUCCUUAUUGUCUUUUAAAUAAAUGUUUUGUUU
Messenger RNA from Labeo rohita (rohu), 792 nucleotides. RefSeq names its product inosine triphosphatase (nucleoside triphosphate pyrophosphatase) (gene itpa). Gene Ontology annotation, molecular function: nucleoside triphosphate diphosphatase activity. The coding region runs from base 37 to 645 and encodes 202 amino acids. Gene Ontology annotation, cellular component: cytoplasm. The transcript is spliced from 8 exons. Gene Ontology annotation, biological process: nucleoside triphosphate catabolic process. The record is from RefSeq and is a predicted model, not a curated record. Lineage: Eukaryota; Metazoa; Chordata; Actinopteri; Cypriniformes; Cyprinidae.